This is a messenger RNA of Amphibalanus amphitrite, 2116 nucleotides long. Its product is annotated as cocaine esterase-like. The transcript has 3 exons. Bases 223 to 1944 code for a protein of 573 amino acids. NCBI's taxonomy places the organism in Eukaryota, Metazoa, Arthropoda, Thecostraca, Balanomorpha, Balanidae. The record is from RefSeq and is a predicted model, not a curated record.
GGUCUGCCCGCCUCCCAAGUGAGGAGGGCUGGACGCGCCUCUGCGCCAGUGUAUCGCGCCCGGCCGGUCCGCCGCCGGGCUGUGUAAGCACGGGGGCCGCAGACGGGGCCCGGGGGUCUGCGUGGCGCGAGCUGGGAGAGACGACACCGCGGCCCGGGCAGCAGCCAGGUCAGGGACGGUCACUGGACAGACGGCGACCGCACACAGUUUCAGGGCACCGUCAUGGGACGCGUCACCGCACGGCUGGCCGCGCUGUGCGCCGUGGUCUGCGCGGUGGGCACCGACCCUCAGGUCACCACCCACUCCGGCGAGCUCAGCGGAGCCACGCUCAAGUCGUUCCUCGGCAAACCCUUCUCGUCCUUCAGAGGCAUUCCGUACGCCGAGCCGCCUCUGGGCGAGAUGCGGUUCCGCGCGCCGCAGCCGCACCGCGGCUGGUCGGGCGUGCGAAAGGCCAAGAUGCACGGCAACAAGUGCCUGCAGUUCUCGCUGUUCUCGCCGGGCCUGCUGGAGGGCGCCGAGGACUGUCUGUUCCUGAACGUGUACACGCCGCGCCUGCCCGGGGACGGGCCCGACACGCCCCUGCCGGUGAUGGUGUGGAUCCACGGCGGCGGCUUCGUCACCGGCUCGGGCGACUUUGAGGUGCACGGACCCGACUACAUCAUGGAUGAGGAGGUGGUACUGGUGACGCUCAACUACCGGCUCGGACCGCUCGGGUUCCUCACCACCGGAGACGCGGCGGCGCCGGGCAACUACGGCCUGCUCGACCAGGUGCUGGCGCUCGAGUGGGUACAGGCCAACAUCGCCGCGUUCGGCGGCGACCCUGACCAGGUCACCGUCUUCGGCGAGUCGGCCGGAGGGGCCAGUGUCGGCCUGCACGUGCUCAGCCCGCGCUCCCGCGGCCUGUUCGCGCGCGCCAUUAGCCAGUCGGGCGCCGCGUUCAGCGCGUUCGCGGCCAGCGGCGAGCCUCAGGGGCAGAACGCCAGGAAGCACGCCGAGCUGCUCCAGUGUCCCACGGGCGACAGCCGAGAGCUGGUCGGCUGCGUUCGUCAGAAGUCCGCCAAGGAGAUUUUCAACACCAUGGGCACGCUGCUGAAGGAGGACAAUGUCGCAGUGUUGCCAAUCCUCUACAAGCCGCGGGUGGACCGCGAGUCGCGACUGCCGUUCCUCCCCAACGAUCCCUACUCGGCACUGGAGAGCGGCGACUUCAACGCGGUGCCGUGGAUGAUGGGUCUGAACCAGGACGAGGGCGCCUUCUACUCGUUCGCGCUGCGGAACAAGCCGGACGGCGUCCAAGUGUACACGGGCCGCGACUGGGACCGCUGGGCCUCCUCCAUCAUCCAGGUCGGCGGCGUCACCGCCGAGCCGGCCGCCAUGGCCGAGCGGGUGCACCGGUUCUACUUUGACGGCGCCGACUGCGGCGAGGAGAACCUGCCGCUGCUGGGCGACCUGCUCGGCGACCGGUUCUUCACCAGCAGCGUCAUCUCUGAGGCGGACCUGGCCGCCGCGCACACCCCCGUCUACAUGUACCUGCUGGACUACACGGGCGCCGGCCGGCAGCGGGUGCUCCAGGUACUGGCCCGCGUCAGCGGCAAGCCGUCCUCCUACCGCGACCUGGGCGUGCCGCACGCCGAGGACCUGCUCUACCUCUUCCGACAGGCGUUCGGACCUCCCGUGGCGCCCGACUCGGAGGAGCACAAGAUGAUCCGCUUCAUGGUGUCCAUCUGGACCAGCUUCGCCCGCCAGGGGCACCCGGCCAGUGACGUGCUGCCGAUGCCGAAGUGGCCCCUCUACACCAAGAGCCAACGGGAACACAUGCGGCUAAACGACGCGCCCAGCGUGGGCCAGAACCUGUUCAGUAAGCGAGUUCAGUUCUGGAAACAGCUGGAUAUCCGAGAGAACUGGCGAAUGCCGCUGCUGAAUAGCCAAUAUCGAGAUGAGCUCUGAUUAGCUGAUAUUAGGUCCAGUGUUAUGGCGAGAUGGGGUUGGGGCGUUUGUGCCAUGAAGUGUGCCGUUUUCCAAUGCGUGUUGUUUCGUUCAUAUUGAUUUAUAUAACGUCCUAGUCCCCAGGUUGGUCUAUAAAUGCUGUAUGCAAUUCAAUAAAACUCCAGUGCGCUGC